Molecule: messenger RNA, 1090 nt
Organism: Spodoptera frugiperda (fall armyworm)
Lineage: Eukaryota; Metazoa; Arthropoda; Insecta; Lepidoptera; Noctuidae
Product: craniofacial development protein 1
Exons: 5
Coding region: 224-1015 (263 amino acids)
Source: RefSeq, a predicted model, not a curated record
UCUAUGUAUAAUGAAGUUAGCAACGAUUAGACAAAGCUUAUCCCACCGGAGAAUUUGAAGUUUUUUCCAAUAAAAUAAUAUUGUAAGGUGUGCUUAUUUAGUGUGUUAUUGACUGGGUUAAAAAAUAAACUGAUAAACAUUCCGUGUAUAGCUAUCCUACAAGGAAGUGAUAAAGACUUUAAAAUCGUUGGACACUAGCUGUUAAGUUGCAACUAAAUAAAAGAUGUCGUCAGGAAGCGAGAGCGAUGAAGAGUACGUGCCAGGGGAACCAGAAAAAUUGUCGGAAGAAGAAUCGGCAAAUGAAGAAACAGACAUGCAGUUUGAGAAGGAGUUAGAACAAAAGGCAAAGAAACGGAAAGGAGCUAAAGAAGACACAGGCACGAAGAAACGAAGGACACGCAAUGGUGGAGUAGAAAAAGAAGAAUCUCCUGUAAGAGAAAUAGAGAAAAGCGAAGAAGUAUUAAAUCCUGAGGAGGAGAAGAAAAAAGAAGACGAUCUAUGGGCGAAGUUCCUAGAAGGAACCGAUACGAAACCUAAACCCUCCGCGACAGUGACCAGCUCGACCAUUGAACCACCUAAAACUGUAGCUAAAGAAGAAACGUCCAAGAAAGCCGUAUCCAGCACUAGUGAUGAUAAAGAGAGAGAAAAGAGAAUAUUCGAAUUUGCCGGAGAAACCAUUGUUGUCGAAAAUAAUAAAAUCAAAGAAAAGAUUAAAACUGCUGAUAGCCCAGCUACAGGAAGUAAAGUACAAACACCGGCGCGCAGCAGAUUCGGAGGCGGAGGCCUGUCCAGUGUCCUCGGUCAGCUCAACAAAAAGAACCAGCUAUCCACCCUGGAGAAGUCAAAACUUGACUGGUCUACCUACAAACAGGAGGAAGGCCUGGAAGACGAGAUCGAAAGCCACAAUAAAGGAAAGAAUGGUUACUUGGACAAACGCGAUUUCCUGGAGCGCGCGGAUGUACGGCAAUACGAGAUUGAGAGGAACUUGCGGAUGAGUCGCCGCAGCAACCGAUAAUACCUUAGAACAAUUUAUUAUAAUUAACAGCUACUCACAAAUACUACGACUACGCUAUUAAACGCUGAAACAAAA